AUGCCUAUCGACGUUGUCUUCGGUGGUGCGCUAAUGAACAAACCUUAUCCCGAGGCAUGUGUACUCAUUGAGGACAUGGCUCAAAACCAUUAUCAAUGGGGUACAGAGCGUGUACAAGUAGAGAAGAAAGAGACUAAAGGAGGUAUAUACAAGGUUAGCAGCUUCAGACAUAUGAACGCCAAAAUGGACGCCCUAACCCAAAAAGUCGAAAGCUUAGUCAUAAAUCCUACAGCUACCGUAGCUGCAGGGCAUCCUGGAUGCAAAAUUUAUGGAACACUAGAAUAUGUGACCGUCGAGUGCAGUCUACUAGCUGAAAUAAACCCAGACCAGGCCAACUAUGCCCUAGGAAACCCCUAUUCAAACACUUAUAACCCUGGAUGGAGGAAUCACCCAAACUUAUCUUACAAGAACAAUAACCCUACCUUUUCCCAAACUCUGCUCCUCAAAGACCAGCAGAAUAAAGAAUUCAUGAACCAGAACAUCCAUAUUAACGAACUGAUUUCACAAUUAAGAAACAAUGUUGAUUCUGUGGUGACCCACAACAAGAUGCUUGAAACCCAAAUCUAUCAAGUAGCACAACAACAAGCUGCUCAGGCUACACCAGAAGGAUUGUUCCCUGGACAACCUCAACCUAACUCUAAAGGCUAUGCUAACGUUAUUUCGCUGCAAAGUGGAACUCAAUAUGAUGGGGCUAAAAUUUCAGAACCACCAAAAGAAAAUUUUGUGACUACUCCAAAGAAACAAAAAGAGGAACCUGCAGAACCUGAAAAACAAAGAGAGAAGGAUAUUAAUGAUAAGGAGGCAAUGAAUGAUAACCAAGAAAAUUGA
This is a messenger RNA of Lathyrus oleraceus (garden pea), 828 nucleotides long. RefSeq lists its product as uncharacterized. The coding region runs from base 1 to 828 and encodes 275 amino acids. The record is from RefSeq and is a predicted model, not a curated record. The transcript has 2 exons. Lineage: Eukaryota; Viridiplantae; Streptophyta; Magnoliopsida; Fabales; Fabaceae.